UGCUGCAGGGAGGAGCGACGGGGGUGCAGUUGAGAGAUGAGCUGAGCAUCACAGCCCCGCAUUCAAGGAAACGGACUAACACAGCACUUUUUUCUUUUCCUCCCUAGCCUUCCCACAAUGUGUCUCGCUUCCGUAAAGCACAAGAGCUUUAUGAUGUGAAAAAAAAGUGCGGCGUGCGCGCAGAGAGGCAGAUGUGAGCAGGUUUUUGUCUCUUGAGGAGCGGGGGGAUCUCUGCCCUGUCAAGGAAGACCCCCUCAAUUGUUUCCUGCGCCAAGAACCGUAAAGACAUGGUCGUCACAGCGCAUCUGUGACGAGCAGCAGGCUGUGAGUGUGAGGAAGUCUCAGAGGAUGUCCCUGACCUGUGGGCCCCAGUGCUGAGGAAGCUCCACAGGGCUGACUGGUGGCCAGCAUGUCUCAGCACCAUCAAUACCAGCGAGGCCCCCAUGGCCGCACCAUGAGCACCGAGGAGAGGAGUUCCACGCCAGUGAACAAGACCUCAGUGCCGGUUCAAAAGAGCGCCUCCUCCUCUUCCUCGUCCCAGCGAGACAGCCGGCAGGAGGCAGACAGCUGGGAAAUAAUCGAGGGACUGAAAAUCGGUCAAAGCAAUGUCCAAAGGCCCGACAAACACGAAGGGUUCAUGUUGAAGAAAAGGAAAUGGCCCCUGAAAGGAUGGCACAAGCGUUUCUUUGUUCUGGACAAUGGUAUUCUGAAGUACUCCAAGACCCCUAUUGAUAUUCAAAGGGGAAAACUUCAUGGCAGCAUUGAUGUUGGCCUUUCUGUCAUGUCCAUCAAAAAGAGGGCGCGUCGCAUCGACCUGGACACCGAGGAGCACAUUUAUCAUCUGAAGGUCAAGUCUCAAGACAUCUUUGACGCCUGGGUGUCGAAGCUGCGCCACCACCGACUCUAUCGACAGAAUGAGAUAGUGCGCUCUCCCCGGGAGCCCACGAUGCGGACGUUUCCUCCUCCAGCUGCCAUGGAGACACCACAACCCUCACCAAUUGUAGUAAAUGAAACAAAGCAGGCCAAGUCCACCAUCUUGCCGUGGCAGCCGGCGGCUCCCAGCAGCAGCAGCAACAGCAGCCUUCAGGCGUCCUACAGCAACGGUCAGAGCAGGGUGGUCGCUUGGCUUCAAGAGUCGGAGGAGAUGGACAAGUGUGCAGAGGAGCUCGCACGCUGCCAGUCUAACCUGACCGAGUUAAGCCGGUUGUUGCAGAGCCUGGAGAUCCUGCAGAGGACCCAGUCAGCGCCCAACUUCACAGAUAUGCAGGCCAAUUGUGUAGAACUGUCAAAGAAAGAAAAGCGCUUGAACAGAAGAUGGAGAACAAAAAGUGUCGGCAAAGACGCGAAAUUCCAACUGCAGGUUCCUCUGUCUGCCAGCAUGUCGCCUGUCCGCCUCCACUCUUCCAACCCAAACCUGUGUGCUGAACUUGGGGACUACCAGCCUCCAGUUUCUCGCCUGUCGGACAGUGUGGAGUAUGCCAGCGACUACAUUAAACUUCAGGAGGAAUUCUGCACUAUUGCCCAGAAAGUCCAUUCUCUCCUGAAGUCGGCCUUCAACACCGUGGCCAUAGAGAAAGAGAAGAUCAAGCAGGUUCUCUCUGAGCAGGAGCAAUCCGACCAGUCAUCCCAGAUCAUCUCUAUAAGAAAGUCUCUGUCGCUGGCUCUGGCCCAAAACGCGGAGCUUCGAAGCCGCCUCAACCGCAUUCACUCUGAAUCUAUCCUGACGGAACAAGUUGUCAGCGUGAACAUCAUCGCCACGCCUGAUGAGGCCGUGGAGCAGAUGGGGAUCCCUCUGACUCAGCAGGCCUCUAAUGAAAGCCGACUCUCCAUGUCGGAGUCUGUCUCUGAGUUCUUUGAUGCGCAGGAAGUGCUUCUGUCAGCCAGCUCGUCGGAGAACGAGGGCUCAGACGAUGAGUCAUACGUCAGCGACGUCAGCGAUAACAUUUCUGAGGAUAACGCCAGCGUGACCGACAACGUCUCCCGACAAAUGGCCAAUGGGGACUUUGCUGGCAGCGCUUUCCGUAACGGGCGGCGCAUCUGCCUGCCGGCUCCCUGCCCGGACACCAGCAACAUCAACCUGUGGAACAUCCUGAGGAACAACAUUGGCAAAGACCUGUCCAAAGUGUCCAUGCCCGUGGAGCUCAACGAGCCGCUCAACACGCUGCAGCGCAUGUGUGAGGAGCUGGAGUACAGCGAGCUGCUGGACAAGGCUGCAGAGACCGAGGAUCCCUUUGAGCGCAUGGUUCUCGUCGCAGCUUUCGCCGUGUCGGGGUACUCCUCCACUUACUACAGAGCAGGAAGUAAGCCAUUCAACCCCUUGCUUGGAGAGACGUAUGAAUGUAUCCGGGAAGACAAGGGCUUCUGCUUUUUCUCUGAGCAGGUGAGCCACCACCCUCCUGUCUCUGCCUGCCACUGCGAAUCCAAGAACUUCACCUUCUGGCAAGAUGUGAGAUGGAAAAACAAAUUCUGGGGAAAGUCAAUGGAAAUUUUACCUAUCGGUUCUGUGAAUCUCACAAUUCCCAGGUUUGGAGAUAAUUAUGAAUGGAAUAAAGUCACAACCUGUGUGCACAACAUCCUCAGUGGACGGCGGUGGAUCGAACAUUACGGGGAGAUUACCAUCAGAAACACAAAGAGCAGCGCUUGUCUUUGCAAACUUACCUUUGUCAAGGGAAAUUACUGGAGCUCCAACGUAAACGAGGUCCAGGGAUUCGUGAUGGACCAAGAGGGAAAAGUGAUCCACAGGCUUUUUGGGAAAUGGCACGAAGGUCUUUACUGCGGCGUCCCUCCAUCUGCCAAAUGCGUCUGGAGACCGGGCUCCAUGCCGACAGACUACGAGCUGUACUAUGGCUUCACCAGAUUUGCUAUCGAACUGAAUGAGCUGUGCCCCGAGCUGAAAGACGCCCUGCCGCGGACAGAUGCUCGAUUCAGGCCCGAUCAAAGAUAUCUGGAGGAAGGAAACGUGGAGAUGGCCUCUUCUGAGAAGCAGCGCAUCGAAGACGCCCAGAGAACCAGGAGGAAGUGGAAUGAGGAGAACAACAUCAAACAUGAGCCGCGCUUCUUUAAAAAGGUGGUGGAUGCCAACCACAGGGAGAGGUGGGUCUCCAACAACAUGUACUGGGAGCUCCGCAAAAACCCCGGCUUCAUCAACAUGGAGCCCACCGUCAGCCUGUGGUAGCACACGGAGCUCCGCCUCCAUCGCUGCGGACCGGGAAGCUCUUACCUAUGCACCGCAGGGUGUCGGACAGGAACACUCAGCAACAAAUGUGUGCAUGGACAAGAAGGAGUGCGGAGCUGAGAACGUCGAGGGGCUGCGACAUGGUCACCCAUCCGUGGAAACAUCCUCAUCCUGCUUGUCAAAGCUGGGUCGUCACUACUACGUAGAUCUCUCCUCAGCUCUUCUGACUUUCCCAGUUUGUCCUUGCCUUAAAAAGACCCCCAUACGAGUCAAAGGAUUAGGCGCCUUUUAGUUGAAGCCAUUUCGUUUCCAGACAGCAGUUUGGCUUAGACUAGUCUAUGGAGUAGACGUUUUGAAUACCUACCAAUAUGUGCAUGCUUAGAGAGCAGCUUUCACUGGCAUAAAGCCGUAUUUACUACAUCAUCAAAUAUUGUAGAGAAAAAAAAAAAGACGUAUUUUUUUAUUAAAAAAAAAAAAGAAUAUCUUGUGUGAAAGAAUUAUUUGAAUUGGCAGAUUUUAUUUAUUUUUGUUUUUUAAUACUAAUGAAUCUGUUAGGUGGCAGAAUCUUCUCUGGGGAAUCGACUCAUGCAAGGUUAACAGGAACAGUGGCAAGAGAUCACAUCACUAACACAUUUACAGGAGUAAAACAUGUAGGUUGCGUCAGAAUAUAAAUAGAAGAGACGGUGAAUAGUUGGCAUUAUUUAUUAUUUUCCAUAAAAUCAACUCUUCUAAAUUACACAAAACCUCAAAGACUUGUUUAGGAUCAGUAUGUGCAGCAAGAUUACAUUGGAAAUGAAUUUUUCCUGUGUGCAGAUGGUGCCCUGCAAGGGUAUUUAUUUUCACAAACUCCUUCACAUUUUGUCACAACCGCAAAACCUAAAUGUGUUUUGUUGGGAUUUUAGAUGAUAGUGGAGCAUAGCUGUGAAGUGGAAGGAAAAGGAAACAAGCAUAUGCUUAUGCAAAUAAAAAUGUAAAAUGUUCUUAUGCAGUAACCCUUGCAUGUCUUUUGGGAUAUGUCUCCAACAUUUUUGUACAUCUAGACACUGAAAUAUUUCAAAUCUUGCUUCAGAUUCUCAUUUGGAUUUAGAUCUGGACUUUGACAGGGCCACUCUAACCCAUGAAUACCCCUGUGUCAAAUCAUUCGCUGCCUUUAGGAAUUUAUCUUCGCCUAUAUUGGAUUGCUAAUAAGGAUGCUUCAUAGUACAAGGGGCUGGAUAUAUUUACAUGCCUCACUUUUCAGAUAUACAUCUGUAGAAACUGUAAACAGCGUCUUUAUACUCCUACUUCACACUGUGUUGGUCUAUCACAUGCGAUCUCAUUAGAAACCCAUUGCGUUUUGUGGCUGCAAAAAUAUGUGAAAUAAAUUUGUGAAUAAUUUGGAGAGGCAGUGUAAAUGUUUCGCAGUGUCAGCGUGAGAAAAGAUGAAGCAAAAGUGCGGUAGAAAUUGGGAAAAGUCUUUUAACAUGCAAAUCACUUUAAUUUCAAUUUUUUUUCAUAUUUUCAUUAAUUUUCUUGAUAACAAAAUACCAACCCUUCUAAUAAGUUAUUAAAGCUAUCAUUUUAAAUCUGAGGCAGCGGCGACACCUAGAGGUUGCCAUGUAAAAGAACAGGAGGCUAAUUUUUCUUUUAGUUUUUUUAAAACCAGAUUCAUGUUGGAUUCUCCAGAAAACUUACUGCUACGUCUUUUGCUUCUGCAAAAAAUAAGAAAAAAAGAAAGUUAUAUAAAGUUUGUAUAUUUACUGCAAAACAGAGAAGCUUUAAGGUUUUGAAUAGCUCCCGAUUUUUCAUUUUGUUCUUCAGACUAAUAUGAUGCCCUUUUACGAUAACCCUCUAACACAUUUGAGUACUCUCACACUGUCCUACAUAUGAACUGCUUCCUAUAGUUCUGGACUGGAGGGUGAGAGAGGAAAAUAUAUAAAGCCAGAGUGAAGUUUAAAAACCAAAAAAAGUAGGUCUGCUUUGCAUCUGUGUGAUUCUCUAUUUAAAAGAAGGAAGAAAAAAAAUUCUGGAUCACAAUCUCAACGCUGAAACUCUUCAGUUUCACUUGCUGUGCCUUAAUGCAUUUCUCAAUGCGUCACACACACACACACACCUGACAGGAACACCACGCCAAGAAGAAGAUAUGCCAUUAAAGAAAGUCACACUUUCCAUCUACCCGCAGACGAUUACACACACCGAGGCUUUCCCUCUGGACAGAGUAGUUUAGAUUUAAUGUAUUUUUGUUCUGCCUGCGUCACGCUGGCGGGUUAAAGACGUUCCUCACCUCUGAAGCCGAUUUCCUUUCCUCCACCGGCUUCAGUGAUCGAGUCCCAGCAGCUCAAAACAGUACUUCUCGUAGGCCUUGUAUCAUAAAAUCAGGAGAGAUAAAAAUAAAUAAAUAAAAGAUGACCUGAAGCUUUCUACAUCCAUCGCUCCACCUGCAUGUCUAGACAACUUUCGCUUGCCAAUGAAUGUCUUUGAUGCCUUACAAAGAAAGGUUAUUAUUUUCUAACUUGGACCCAAUCCUCCUUGUGGACUGACACGGAUCACAAAGCACUAAAGUCAGCUUGGUUUUAUUCAGAUCUACUCCCUUGUGGAUACCUUCUAAAGUGCAAUUUUAACUAAGUACAUAUCUUUCCAUGGACACUGUACACUGCUGCUGCAUAGUGCUUGUUCUAAUAAAAUGGCAAACGACAAA
Messenger RNA from Poeciliopsis prolifica (blackstripe livebearer), 5852 nucleotides. RefSeq names its product oxysterol binding protein-like 6 (gene osbpl6). The record is from RefSeq and is a predicted model, not a curated record. NCBI's taxonomy places the organism in Eukaryota, Metazoa, Chordata, Actinopteri, Cyprinodontiformes, Poeciliidae. Gene Ontology annotation, cellular component: perinuclear endoplasmic reticulum; intracellular membrane-bounded organelle; plasma membrane. Gene Ontology annotation, molecular function: cholesterol binding. The coding region runs from base 410 to 3175 and encodes 921 amino acids. The transcript is spliced from 23 exons.